AUGGUCAACCUGAAAAGCAUCUUCCCAACGAUAACCGCCUUUAUAGCAUUCAUCAUCACGCUAUGCUGCGUCUUCGCCGGAACACAAAAGAACAUGCUGGACAGUGUAAAUCUACUCACACUCUACACGCCAGAAGGAAACUCCAGCUCAAGCUCCACCUCCCCAGCCCACACAUUCUACUCCGUCCACGUCAUGUCCUACUGCCAAGGCACCCUCGGCCCCGUCGACCCCAGCGCAACAGACCUCUACUCCUCCCGCAACGUAACAGACUGCUCCAAACGAACGAUCCUCUUCGCAUUCAAUCCCACAGCCGCCUGGUCGGAGAAUAUAACGCACGGGCCGGACUUGGAGUGGCCGCGGGUGAUCAGCGAUGAUUUCCACGCGUUCAGAAUGACUAGUCGCGCCAUGGCCGUGCUGUAUAUUAUUGGCGUUGGGGCUGUGGGGAGCGUGUUGUUGGUGAAUGCGGUUUCGAUGGCGAUAUCUAGGGCGCAGUAUGGUGUUUUUGAGUUUGGGUUUUUGGUGCUCGGCGCACUAAGUAUAAGCAUCGCAUCGAUCAUCGCAACGGUCCUUGCGUUCGAAUUCGUCGCGUUGAUCAACGCGCAUGGCGAGGGGUCCAAUGUGGCUGCCCGCUAUGGCGACAAGUUCCUCGGGAUGACGUGGGCUUCGACAGGCCUGUUGUUGGUGGGGAGUUUGGUCAGUUUCAUGAAUAUGUUUGUUCGGGAUGAGUAUGUACUGGAGGAGCCUGCGCCUGCGCCGUCGAAGGAUGAAGAGGAGGGCUGA
Penicillium daleae is the source of this 780-nucleotide messenger RNA. Its product is annotated as SUR7/PalI family protein. NCBI's taxonomy places the organism in Eukaryota, Fungi, Ascomycota, Eurotiomycetes, Eurotiales, Aspergillaceae. The coding region runs from base 1 to 780 and encodes 259 amino acids. The record is from RefSeq and is a predicted model, not a curated record. Gene Ontology annotation, biological process: fungal-type cell wall organization. Gene Ontology annotation, cellular component: plasma membrane; cell cortex of cell tip. The transcript is spliced from 3 exons.